UUGCUCUUGUAUGAAAGUAAAUGUAGCUGCAUUUUUAACAAUUUAAUAGAAAUAAUUUUAGGAGUACCUGAAUGUUUAUGUAAAAAAACAACAAAAGCACCUUUCAUACAUAAUGAAGUAACCCAAAGGCAGUCAUUUGCAGUGCUGUGUUGUGAAGGGUUGGAAGCUUGAAUGACCAAGGAGAGGUACAAGUGGAAUGCCUCCUAGUAGCCCUAACGCGUCAUUUCGUCAUUGUUACCCUCCCUCGGUCUAACAGCACACCCAUCACAUCUCCUCCUCCUUCCACCCCCCAGACAGACGCGGUCCUUUCAGACUCUGUCAAGCUCGGGCGUUGUCACGUAGCUCUUUGUUUGCUCUAUCGGGCGGGGAAGGCACUACAGGCAAAGCGGGUGAACGGCUGCAAAAGACAAGCGAACACCCAAGCGCGGCCUGUAGUCUGUUUGUGGCUGCAAGAUGGAUCUACCUACCCACCACUCCCGUCUUUUGCAGCAGUUGGAUGAUCAGAGAAGGAGGAACCUCUUUUGUGACUGUCGUAUCAUGAUAGAUGGACAUACAUUCAGGGCCCAUAGAAAUGUGCUGUUUGCAAGCAGCGGCUACUUCAAGAUGCUCCUGUCCCAAAGCAGCGGGGAAGUGGGCCAGCCAACUACAGCCACCUUUGACGUCUUCUCCGCUGACACCUUCACAGCCAUUCUUAAUUUUAUGUACUCUGGCAAGUUGCCCCUCUCUGGGCAGAAUGUCAUUGAAAUCAUGUCAGCAGCCAGCUAUUUACAAAUGACUGAGGUUAUUGGUGCUUGCAAAAUGUUUAUCAAAUCCUCGUUGAACAUAAAUGAGAAGGACAGGGAUGGUUUCUUAGACAUUUCUGACAAAGAGUCAGGUCAGCAAACUGGACAAUGUGGGCUUUACAGCACAGGCUGGGGUAUGGGCAGAUAUCAGUGUAAUCAGCCAGAAGGGGAUAUUAUUGCUUAUUUAGAAGCCAGCUCCUGUAAUCCUUAUGGGUUUUGCCCUAGAACUGAUGAACGUCCCUCUUCCCAGAAUAGUGUUUCAACGGCAUCCAUGAAAAUGUUAGACAGACACAGCAGGAUCCCCCAAAUGCCCAGCUCAACCUGUUCCCCAGAGGAACAUUCAGAAACAUGCAGAAUUCCAGAAACAGAUGACUCUGGUUGUCACAUUGAAGUAGAACUACCCCAGGGGGAGGAGACAGAAGCUUUUAUGAACUGUCAGACAGUGGUGCAACCAAGGACUAGAAGGCGGCAUUUACUAAACAGGGCAACAAAAGCUGAUGAAGUCUAUUCCAAAAUCAUGGGCAUCAAAGGCUGUUUAGGAGAAGAUAAUCUGCCAAGCUUGCACUUCAAAUGUCCCUUCUGUACCCAUACGGUUAAAAGGAAAGCAGAUCUAAAACGCCACCUGCUGUGCCACACUGGGGAGCGUCCAUAUCCUUGCCAAGCCUGUGGCAAGAGAUUCACCAGAUUGGAGCAUGUCCGCAGUCAUUAUCGAACUAUUCAUGAGGCAGGUAAGCCUAUCUGCCGGUGGUGCAAGCGGCAUGUUACUGACAAUUCAGGACAAGUGGUUCAAGAAGGGACAAGGCGUUUCCGAUUGUGCAACAAGUGUGUGGCAGAGGUUGGGGUUGGUAGCUUCCCAAAUGAGGUGGAUGAUGACGAACCAACUAUUAUCUUGUCAGGUGAUGAGGACAAGGAGCCAACUUGGAACUUCCAUGAUGGGAUACAGGCAUCAGAACCAGAGAUUAUAGAGGAUGUCUCUUCUGAUGAAGUCAUACAUAAAGUGGAUGAUAGCGAUGAGGAGAUCAAACCUAUUAUUUGCUAACCACACAGGCGUGUGUUGGAACAAACAUUGUAAUAAACACCCUAGAACUGCAGAGCAGUUGAAUUACCUAGGUGGACUAUGGCUGCACAAAUCAUUGAGACCUGCAUAUUUUCUGCAAAUCUUGAACUUGUGAGUUGUUUAAAUUAACAACGAUUUAUAGAUCAAAUAAUAAAAAAUAAAAAUGAGUGACUCAUUGGUUCAGUAAGCCAGGGGUCCCCAACCGUUUUCAGCCUUGAGCCAAAUUCAAAAGUAAAAAGAGUUGGAGAGCAACACAAGCAUGAAAAAAGUCCCUGGGAGUGCCAAAUAAGGGCUAUGAUUGUCUAUUUUGUAGCCCCUAUGUGGACUGGCAGCCUACAGAAAGCUCUAUUUGGCAGUACACCUGUUUUUUGUACAGGUAAAACUUUCCUCCAGGACUCAAAUUCAAAAAGUGGCCCCUGCUUUGAGGCCAGUGGGAGCAACAUCCAAGUGGUUGGUGAGCAAGAUGUUGCACGUGAGGUAUUGGUUGGGGAUCACUGCUGUAAGAUGAUUCAGGGAGAUUUUAAUUGUAAUCCUGAAUAAACUUUUUGUGUCCAUG
Xenopus laevis (African clawed frog) is the source of this 2395-nucleotide messenger RNA. RefSeq names its product zinc finger and BTB domain containing 8A, gene 2 L homeolog (gene zbtb8a.2.L). The transcript is spliced from 4 exons. Lineage: Eukaryota; Metazoa; Chordata; Amphibia; Anura; Pipidae. The record is from RefSeq and is a predicted model, not a curated record. Gene Ontology annotation, biological process: regulation of transcription by RNA polymerase II. The coding region runs from base 454 to 1821 and encodes 455 amino acids. Gene Ontology annotation, molecular function: DNA-binding transcription factor activity, RNA polymerase II-specific; RNA polymerase II cis-regulatory region sequence-specific DNA binding.